UGGCGCUAGUGAACCUUUGCUUUUCUUUGUUUAACACCAGAAGAAGCGGCUCCGCGGUGUCAACAUGGCCGAGCCAGAGUCUGAGAAGGUGAUCAAGCUAGUUCCUGAGUUUCUCCUGAAGAAAAGGAAAACCUACCAGGCGAUCAAAGCCACCCAGGCUAAGCUAGCUCUGCUGGAGAAGAGAAGGAUCUCAAAAGGAAAGCCUUUAAAGUUCAAGCGUUUGGAGGACUUCCUGAAAGACAGCCACAAGAAGCAUCGUGAUGACACUCGCCUCCAGAGGGCACACCACAGGCCACCUGCCCCGCUGCCGUCGGCCAAGAACAAACUGGCCUUCGUUGUUCGCAUCAGAAUGGUCAAAGGUGUCAGCCCCAAAGUCAUGAAGGUGAUCCAGAUGAUGAGGCUGAGGAAGAUCUUCAGCGGAGCCUUCAUCAAGAUCAACCAGACGUCCGUCUCCAUGAUGAGGAUGGUGGAGCCCUACGUGGCGUGGGGAUAUCCCAACCUGAAGUCAGUCCGGGAGCUCGUCCUGAAGAGAGGCCAGACCAGGAUCGGCAGGAGAAGGGUUCCUCUGACAGACAACAACUUCAUAGAGCAGCACAUGGGUAAACACGGCAUCAUCUGUCUAGAAGACCUGAUUCAUGAAAUCUACUCAGUUGGGAAGAAUUUCCGGGCGGCCAACAACUUCCUGUUGCCAUUCAAGUUGUCGGUGCCUCGUCACGCCGCCAAGGACAAAGUCGGGCUCCUUAAAGACGUGGGGGACCCGGGCUUCCGCGGGACGGAUAUAAACUCCAUCAUCAGACUGCUGAACUGAUCGGAGACACAACGGGGACGUUAAGGACCAGAUUUAAAGUGAUCAGCAGAAACAAUGACUGGUUACUUUUAAUUCCACCCACAUAUUCAGGGUGGGGACCGUGAUUGGACUAAAGGGUAACUCCUGGACUAGACGAUGGUCACUGGUGGACUUUUGUUGUCUAACCUUGACCAGUGGACACGGAUUUAAAGAUGAACUCCUAACAUGGAGGCUUUAAAAGUAUCAAACAUUGAUUUAUGACAAAUGAAAACCCUUAAGAAGUAAAACAGAUUUAUUGAAGUCCUACGUUUGGUUAGUGUUGACACGUUUCAGACUCCAUCUAAUGAACCUCUUUUGUAAGUGACUGCCUGGGCUGGCUUAGCCGUGACUAGUGCUGCAGACACAGCUUCUCCCUCAUGGAGCUGAUUAGUGUUUUCUACCAGAGUUCAUGCUUCCCUGUUCAUAACGGAGGACUGCUGAAUAUGUUAACCGCUUGACUUGCAUGAAAGAUGCCGUAAUGUUUGGGCAGCCUUGUUAAUCGUAAUGAUUUUUCUGUAUAAAUCGUUGGUUGUUAAAAUAAAAAGUUUCAGUUAA
Molecule: messenger RNA, 1381 nt
Organism: Nothobranchius furzeri (turquoise killifish)
Lineage: Eukaryota; Metazoa; Chordata; Actinopteri; Cyprinodontiformes; Nothobranchiidae
Gene: rpl7l1
Product: ribosomal protein L7-like 1
Biological process (GO): maturation of LSU-rRNA from tricistronic rRNA transcript (SSU-rRNA, 5.8S rRNA, LSU-rRNA)
Cellular component (GO): cytosolic large ribosomal subunit
Molecular function (GO): structural constituent of ribosome; RNA binding
Source: RefSeq, a predicted model, not a curated record